Hansenula anomala is the source of this 1062-nucleotide messenger RNA. RefSeq names its product DNA repair protein RAD14 (gene RAD14). Gene Ontology annotation, biological process: nucleotide-excision repair involved in interstrand cross-link repair; nucleotide-excision repair, DNA damage recognition; UV-damage excision repair. Gene Ontology annotation, molecular function: damaged DNA binding. The transcript is spliced from 2 exons. Bases 1 to 1062 code for a protein of 353 amino acids. NCBI's taxonomy places the organism in Eukaryota, Fungi, Ascomycota, Saccharomycetes, Phaffomycetales, Wickerhamomycetaceae. The record is from RefSeq and is a predicted model, not a curated record. Gene Ontology annotation, cellular component: nucleotide-excision repair factor 1 complex.
AUGGGGUUAACACCAGAGCAGCAGAGGAAGAUAGAUGAGAAUAGAAGAAAAGCUCUCGAACGGUUGAAGCAGAAAGGGUUUAAUACUAAUCAUAUUUCAAGUAGAAUCUCCAAACCUGACAACCUUCCAAGCACAUCUGAAAAGAAUACUUCAAAUGGGAUCAAGCUAACAGAUGAACAAAGAAAGAAGAUAGAUGCUAAUAGACAAAAGGCUUUAGAGAAAAUAAGGCAGAAACAACAAAAUUUUAGAGAUGCUUCGGCAAAUCAAAAUCCAUCAUUAGUGAAAGAAGUAUCAUCAACAACAGGUGCCGUGGCUACAAAAUCAUUUGAUGGUAUACGUCCAUCUAUUCAAAAAUCAUCAUAUAUUGAUUAUGAUUUAUCAACAAUGAAGGAUUCCAAAGGUGGGUUCAUAUCUGGUGAUCCAAGUACUAGCAAUAAGCAAGAAAAGACAUUUGAUGAAUGGAGAGAGGAGCAAAGAAUCGUUAGGGACUUACCACCACCGAUGGAUUUGGAAAAUGCAAUUAAAUGCUAUGAAUGUGGUUCGUUUGAGUUGAAUCAAAAACUUUAUGAUGUUUUCAAAUGUCGGGUUUGUAAGAGAUGUGAAAAGGAUAUCCCUGACAAAUAUUCAUUGUUAACAAAGACUGAAUGUCGUGAAGAUUACUUUUUAACAGACCCAGAAUUACGUGAUGAUUCCAUUUUACCUCAUAUGGAGAAACCAAACCCUCAUGGGACAUUUAAUAGAAUGCAGUUGUAUCUUCGUUAUCAAGUUGAAAAAUUUGCAUUCAAGAAAUGGGGAGGUGCUGAAGGGCUAGAUGCUGAAUGGCAAAGGCGUGAAGAGCAAAAGAUCAAGAGACGUGAUAAAAAAUACGAAAACAAGAUGAAGGAGAUGAGAAAGAAGACUAGAGCUGAAGAGUACAACAGAAGGUUAAGAGAAGGAAAGUACAAUGAACACAAACAUGAAUGGUCUAAUGAGCUUGUCGGUGGUAAGAAUGAGGAUGGACUCGAUGUCGUCAAGAGACGGUGCAUUGACUGUGGAUUCGAGCUUGAAGAAGUUGUUAUAUAG